AUGGGAAACUGCUGUGGGUCCGUCUCGGACAAUGGCAUUGCCUCCACCUCACCACGUCCCUCCCCUCCACGUCGUCGUAGGUGGCCGGGCUUAACAGGAAGCGCUACCGGGAGCGAAAAAACGAUGCGGAAGCAGCGCAACGGGCUCAAGUUUACGCCGCUGGCUGUGACCAACAUGCCGUUUUUCAUGAGCAGAGGUAAGGCCAGCAGCAAGCCUAUCCACGGCACCGCCGUCGUCACCGCUCUGCCGACCGCCUCAUUGAUGGACGGUGAUGCCGCCACCCUCGCUACCCCUAUACACAAACAGGGCGUGCACGUCAUAACCACAACACCGCAUGGCGCCAGCGCCGGCGGCUUUGAUCUGCUCAUGCCUGAUCUGUUUAGCGUCUCCGCUUCCUCGUUCUCGGCGCUGCUCGAGAGCUUCGACAUGGGCAACCACUCUGAGGGCAGUAUUAGCACCUGUCGGGACGAGGAGGGACAGAGCUCGCUGGUGGAGGUGAGCCAACCAACGCAGAGCUUGAGAGGCAAUACACACAUGCACUCAGAUAUGGACAUGACGAGCGAAUGGGAGCUGCUGUCGUUUGACCGCACUGGCCGGCGGUCGGAGCGUUGGGGUUGCAGUGGGCUGGACCACAGCCGACUGCAUCAACUGAUCAUCCGCGAGGCUGAGGUGCGUGCGUCGCUGACGGUCGUGUACAUGAAUCUGCAUCAGCAGCUUCUCUUGCAUCUCACCAAGGAGCGGCUCAUCGCGGUGCACCUCGGCAUGCUGCAGAGGUACCAGUCCGAGUGGACGGUGCAAUGCAUGUGUUGGAUCAUGGCGUUAGAGAGCGUGGUGCGGGAAGGAGUGGCACGCGAGUGGUGGGCGGAGCGGGCCGUUCUAGUGCGCCGAGUUGGGUCCUCUAGGGUUUCCCCGUCACCAUCGUCGUUGACACGCGACGACGCGAUGCCCGGCACUGCAGACAGCCACGUGGUGAAGCGGCAGGACAGUUUGCCCCACGUACUGAAUUUGUACACGACUGCAGACUUGACCCCCAGCGAGGGGGCUGCGGAGGACGAUACGUGGAGCAUGCGCAGUCAGUCCAUGCGCGCCUUUUCCUCGCCUGCCCCGUCUGCCCUGCAUCAGCAGCAGCAGCAGCAGCAGCUCUCGGCACUUAGUGGGUCGCGAUCCGCGUCUGCAGAGCUUACUGCCGGCCUUCAUUCGGUCCCUCGAGUUAGUGCACGACGUGCCUCGUCUUCUGUGUCGUCGUCUGCAUCGGGCCUCCGUUCACCUUUGCUCACGAGGAGUGUGACCGCUGCGCAGCAAGCCCAGCGCUACAGGAUAGUGCGAGGGCCGCAGCUACCCGUUGGCGAGGGGCAUCCGCGAGCGCUGGGAGCCUGCGUCUGUGUACCAGAGGCUGAUGCGUGA
Messenger RNA from Leishmania braziliensis MHOM/BR/75/M2904, 1404 nucleotides. RefSeq lists its product as hypothetical. The record is from RefSeq and is a predicted model, not a curated record. NCBI's taxonomy places the organism in Eukaryota, Euglenozoa, Kinetoplastea, Trypanosomatida, Trypanosomatidae. Bases 1 to 1404 code for a protein of 467 amino acids. The transcript has a single exon.